Sinocyclocheilus grahami is the source of this 4732-nucleotide messenger RNA. It is a transcript of the gene pdcd11, whose product is annotated as programmed cell death 11. The transcript is spliced from 31 exons. NCBI's taxonomy places the organism in Eukaryota, Metazoa, Chordata, Actinopteri, Cypriniformes, Cyprinidae. The record is from RefSeq and is a predicted model, not a curated record. Gene Ontology annotation, molecular function: protein binding; RNA binding. Gene Ontology annotation, biological process: rRNA processing. Gene Ontology annotation, cellular component: nucleolus; small-subunit processome. Bases 86 to 4675 code for a protein of 1529 amino acids.
CUUCUGAGGAACAUGAUGUGAGAUUUACUUACACAGAGAGUUUUACAUUGAGCUACGCAACGUUUUAUAGCGUACAUUGUGAAGAAUGGCGUCUAUGGAGGAAGAUUUUCCUCGUGGUGGGACAGAGAAGAAGACCACCGAGUCCAAAAAUGUUAAGGCACGAGACGUGGACAAUCUUUUUGAAACACGUGAAACAGUGGUUACAAAGAAGAGAAAGGUCGCGCGACAGGAUGAAAAGCAAAAAACAAAAGAACAGAAAGUGGAAAGAGGGGAUUUAAAACUUAAUACUUCUACCACUGUGGAAAUUCUUCAUUUACGGAAUCUGAAGAUUGGCACUCUGAUGCUGGGUUGUGUGAAGGAAGUGUCGGACUUUGAGGCGGUAGUUGGUUUUUCCAGCGGUCUUGUUGGUUACCUGCCAAUCUGCAACAUUUGUGACUCCUAUACCAGUAUUCUUAAGGACAACCUGGACUCUGAAGACAGUUUAAAGGAAGUUGUCCCUCUCCCACAACUGCUUACUCCUGGAAUGCUGAUCAGAUGCGUUGUGUCGUCUCUCGACUCCAUUAAGGAGGGUCAUACUAGUCUUAAAGUGUCAAUCAACCCUAAAGGGGUUAACAAGGUGUUGAGUUCAGGUUCUUUGAAACCUGGAAUGACACUGAGUGGUUGUGUGGAGAGUGUGGAAGAUCACGGCUUCCUGGUUGACAUCGGAAUCAGUGGCACUAAAGCUUUCCUGCCCAAACAAAGCACUUCCUCAAAAAAAGAUCUGAAUGUGGGUCAGUACAUGACGGUCCUGAUAGAGGAAGUCAAGAACGAUGGACGUGUGGUGCGUCUGUCCCAGGAUCCCCAGGCUCUUGGAAAGGCCUGUGCAGAGACUCAGCAAGGAUGGACUCUAGACACACUCCUGCCGGGACUUCUGAUCCGGGGGCACAUCAAGAGGGUUACUCCUCAUGGGCUUAUCGUGACGUAUCUUUCAUCUUUUACUGGAAUGGUUGACUUUCUGCACCUUGAUGAGGACAAAGCAUCUACCUACAACACAGGAGAUGAGGUCCUGGCGCGGGUUCUGUAUGUGGAGCCAUCCACGCGGCAUGUGGGUCUGUCCCUGCGCAGGCAUCUCCUGCCACCAGGCGGCGCUGUGCUGGAUGACAUCUCGAGUGAGCGGGUGAGUGAGGUGGUGCAGGGCUGUAAGAUGUCUGCUUUGCACCAUCACUCUGGAGCCUUGAUGAAGAUGCCUGAUGGGACCGCAGCCUUUGUGCAUAAAAACCUCACGAAGGAGGCAAAAGAAGAAUUCAACCCAAACCGCUUGCUGACCCAGCCUAAGCACACUCUGAGAAUCAUAGAUUACAGUCCUAUGGAGCGAAUGCACAUGGGCACACUGCGCAGGAGCACUGUUCAAACCGAGUUGUUCAGAUAUCAAGACAUCAAAGUGGGACAAAUUGUUGAGGGUACAGUUACGGAUUUGCAGAAACAUGGUGCGUACGUGAGGAUAACGAACCACAUCAAAGGAUUGAUCCCCAAAAUUCACCUGGCCGAUGUUGUCUUAAAGAACCCAGAGAAGUUGUUCACUAAUGGACUGAAGGUCAAGUGCAGGGUGUUGUCAUUGGACGCUCAGCAGAAGAAGUUGUGCCUGACCAGGAAGAAGGCCCUUGUUGAGUCCACACUCCCUCUCUUCCUGUCCUACGCUGAUGCCAGGGUGGGCCGCGUCUCCCACGGCUUCAUCGUGUGUGUGAAGGACUUUGGCUGCAUUGUUCGUUUCUAUGAAGAUGUGAAGGGUCUGGUUCCUAAGCCGGAACUGUCCACAGAGUAUGUGGCUAAUCCAGAAGAGCUCUUCUUCGUUGGCCAGGUUGUCCAGGCCAAAGUCUUGGAUUGUGAUGAAGAAAAAAAGACGCUACGUUUAUCCUUCAGGGCCGUUACUGAGGGAGACGUAAAAGAGGCACAGACUGCCAAAUUUGACUUUGUGGUUGGAAAGACGGUUGAAGUAAAAGUGCGCCGCAAAGUCCUGGAUGGUCUGGAGGUCUCCAUUGUUCCUGAGGAGGUGCCAGCUUUCAUACCCACAGUGCACCUCUCUGACCACGUGACCAACUGCCUUCCCCUGUGGAUGGUGCUGGAGGAGGGCGACACCAUCUCUAAUAUAAUGUGUCUCAGCAAGACCAAGAAGAAGGGCAUUACUCUCACUAAGAAACCCCUGCUGAAGGCCUGUCUGGAGGACGACGGCAUCCCCAAAAACUUCUCUGAGCUCCAGGUGGGGAUGCAGAUGGUCGGUUGGGUGAAAAACAUCAUGCCUUAUGGAAUCUUCGUCGAUUUCCCGUAUGAACUCUUCGGCCUCGCUCCUAAAGCUGCCAUGGGUGAUCAGUUCAUCACAGACACCUCAACUGUCUUUGACAUCGGCCAGACGGUUGUUGCCAAAGUCACCAAUUUGGAUGAAAAGAAGAGCAGGUUUCUGGUCAGUCUGAGGGUGUCCGAAUUGAGUCUCUCAGAGGAAGGGUCCCAAGCCAGACUGAUCCAGGGUCUGAAGGAAAGGAAGGCCAUCUUUGAGAUGAUGAAUUGCAGAGGCGAGUCUGACGUUCUGCAGCAGCUCUCUGCUGUAUCACUCGGAGAUAAACUGAAGGUGACGGUGGGAGAUAACAUGGAGGAUGGCUCAGUCGCACUGACCUCAGAUCAGCUCAGUGAAGCCACUGUAUUGGUCUCAAAGUACCACACAGAAGGUGUGAAUGUGAGUCCAGGCUGCAAACUCACUGCAGUGAUUCUCCAUGUGGACCUUUCGAAGUCUGAGGUCCAUGUGUCGCUGCUUCCAGAGCUGACAGCGGCGAUGAGGAAAAAGUUGGAAAAGGACUCCAAACUCACUGCCACUAUCCAGUACACCGACAAAGACUUUGCUGUUGUCUCACUGGGUGACACUGGUCACCUGACCAACAUUCCCACUCACACACACUUAAAUGACAUCUUAAAUUCAAAUAAAUUUCUCGUCGGUUCCUGUCUGAAUGUGACCGUGGAGGAGCCCAGCAGCGAGGAGUUGGGAGGACUUCCUCUUGUCGAGUGUCAGAAACAGGACUCCACGAGAGGAACGCAGAAACGGGAGCAGAGAAAAUCUAAGAGCACAGAUCUUGGGGAAGUGAUGACGGUGACGGUAAAGAAGGUGAAGCCCAUGGAUGUGGUGGUGAUGCUGCCGUCGGGAACCGCAGGAAGUAUCCAUGUAUCUCAGAUUGAGGAGUCACCAGUGGUUGGCAGCUUCCCAACAUCAUCCCUGAAGGUCGGGAGCAAGGUCGAAGCCAGAGUGAUUGGAGGGCACACAGUUCAUGGUCACAAGUUCCUGCCAAUCUCUCAUCCCGACUUUAAGGUUUCCCUGCCUGAACUCACUCUUCUGCCCAGCAAACUGAAUGAUGCUGACAAGAAGACAGUUGACAAAUUGAACUACAAACCUGGAGAUGAAGUCAUAUGCUUUGCAUCAAAGUUCUUCAAAGAAUCACAAUGCUUAGAAGUCCAUGUGAAGCCCAACGUCAUGGGAACCGUUGAACUGUUAGCCAUGAUUAACAAACCUAGCCAAGCUAAACACCCACAGACGCUUUUUAAACUGGGGCAGACUAUUUCUGCAAAGGUUGCUGGUCUUGGUACCAGUAGGCCUUUUCGUCUUUCCCUUUCACUCACAGGGAUGUACAAGCUGGAGCAAGGGGUGAUCACCAUGGCGAAGGUUCGGAAAAUUGUGCCUCACAUGGGACUGUUUCUCCAACUCCCAUUUGGGAAUUCGGGUUUGGCUUCGGUAAUGGAUCUCUCUGAUGAAUUCACAGACAACCCGCUAGAGCCUUACAAGCUGGGCCAACUAGUCCGGUGCUACGUUAUUGGGGAGGAAAAUGGAAACUUCAACGUUUCAUUACGUCCCUCCAGAUGGUUUGAGCGUCUGCUCCUGUCAUCUCCAGACAGCUCCCUCCUCUGGCUGCAGUACAUGGCUUUCCAUCUGCAGGCCACGCAGAUCGAGCAGGCGCGUGCGGUCGGCGAGAGAGCCCUCAAAACCAUCUCCUUCAGAGAGGAGCAGGAGAAGCUGAAUGUGUGGGUGGCCAUGCUAAAUCUGGAGAACAUGUACGGGACACAGGAAAGCUUGCAGAAAGUCUUUGAACGGGCCAUCCAGUAUUGUGAACCUCUUCAUGUGUAUCAGCAGCUAGCCGAAAUUUAUGCCAAGUCGGACAAGAUCAAAGAGGCUGAGAAUCUUUAUAAAAGCAUGGUGAAACGCUUCAAACAGGAGAAAGCUGUAUAUCUGAGUUAUGGCAACUUCCUGCUACGACAGCAUCAGAGCGACGCUGCAAAUGCCCUUCUGCAGAGGGCGCUGCAAAGCCUGUCCAAUAAAGAACAUGUGGACCUGAUUGCCAAAUUUGCCCGGUUGGAGUUUCAGUACGGGAACGCUGAGAGAGCCAAAUCCAUGUUUGACAAGGUCCUGAGUACCUACCCCAAACGCACAGACCUGUGGUCCGUGUUUAUAGACCUGAUGGUGAAGCACGGCUCUCAGAAGGAAGUGAGGGAGCUUUUUGAUCGUGUGAUUCACCUGAGCGUGUCGGUGAAGAAGAUCAAGUUCUUCUUUAAGCGUUACCUGGAGUACGAGAAGAAGAACGGCACACCUGAGACCAUGCAGGCGGUCAAACAGAAGGCUCUAGAAUAUGUGGAGUCCAAAGGAGCAGAAGCUGCCAGCUAGAGCCCGUCUAUUUUACCUGAAGAUUAAUAGGAUAUUUGAGGAGCAUCUUUAAUCCUC